Balaenoptera acutorostrata (minke whale) is the source of this 777-nucleotide messenger RNA. RefSeq names its product 60S ribosomal protein L17-like. The transcript is spliced from 5 exons. Gene Ontology annotation, cellular component: ribosome; cytosolic large ribosomal subunit. Bases 1 to 777 code for a protein of 258 amino acids. Gene Ontology annotation, biological process: cytoplasmic translation. NCBI's taxonomy places the organism in Eukaryota, Metazoa, Chordata, Mammalia, Artiodactyla, Balaenopteridae. The record is from RefSeq and is a predicted model, not a curated record. Gene Ontology annotation, molecular function: structural constituent of ribosome.
AUGAGUGAGUACACAGUCAAGAAAAUCCAGGUUGUGGGUAAAUCUGCAGUGGUUCGCUAUUCACUUGACCCAGAAAACCCCACAAAAUCAUGCAAGUCAAGAGGUUCAAAUCUUUGUGUUCACUUUAAGAACACUCGUGAAACUGCCCAGGCCAUUAAGGGUAUGCAUAUCCGAAAAGCCACCAAGUAUCUGAAGGAUGUCACUUUAAAGAAGCAAUGUGGGGCUUCCCUGCAAUGUGUACCAUUCCGUCAUUACAGUGGUGGAGUUGGUAGGUGUGCCCAGGCCAAACAGUGGGGCUGGAUGCAGGUUCGGUGGCCCAAAAAGAGUGUUGAAUUUUUACUGCACAUGCUCAGUAAUGCAAAGAGUAAUGCUGAAGUUAAGGGCUUAGAUGUAGAUUCUGUGGUCAUUGAGAACAUCCAGGUGAACAAAGCUGCCAAGAUGUGGUGCAGGACUUACAGAGCUCAUGGUCAGAUCAUCCCAUACAUGAGCUCUCCCAGCCCCACUGAGAUGAUCCUUACUGAAAAAGAACAGAUUGUUCCUAAACCAGAAGAGCAGCUUGCACAGAAGAAAAAGAUAUCCCAGAAGAAACUGAUGGAUGGCCUCCGGUCACCAAAGGCUGCUGGGAAGCAGCCUCCUCCAGAGGAGAACCCAGUGUUCCACUGGAACGUAGAGGCGGAAGGGCGUGCUGGGGAGAAGCCCUUUCAGGGUCUUGCACAGCUCUGUAACGGCAGUCACAUCACAGGCUUCCUGACGCUGGAAAGCACGAGGCCACCAUAG